Molecule: messenger RNA, 1918 nt
Organism: Oryzias melastigma (Indian medaka)
Lineage: Eukaryota; Metazoa; Chordata; Actinopteri; Beloniformes; Adrianichthyidae
Gene: gyg1b
Product: glycogenin 1b
Cellular component (GO): cytoplasm
Molecular function (GO): glycosyltransferase activity
Source: RefSeq, a predicted model, not a curated record
AAAUCCUUCCAAACACAAGAAGAAACCACCUUGUUUGCUAUUUUUAUUCUAGUUACGUGUAAAAUAAUCCAGGUUUGUUAUACUUAAAUUUAAGUCGUCUUUAAAUCGCUUAAAUGUUAAUGUGUGUGUAAAUGGCCCCUCUGACCUGGUGGGGGUGUUGAGUAUCAGGAUUUGGGAGCAGGUGGGCGUGUGUGCGCCGGGACAGUUACAUGACGCAGCGUCCACUGUCAGUCUGGUAUAAAUACACCUCAGCGUGCUCAGUCGGCCCCUUUCUCCUCUCAGCUGCCGCCUUUAAAUCAAAACUGCACGGUAGCUUCAUCUCCACCGGCAGUCAUGGCAGAUCAGGCCUUUGUGACUUUGGCUACCAACGACAGCUAUGCUCGGGGCGCCAUGGUUUUGGGCAAGUCCCUUCGUAACACCAACACUUCCAAAAAGCUGGUGGCGUUAAUUGGCCCGCAUGUGUCGGAACCGUGCCGGUCAGUGUUGAGGAUGAUCUAUGAUGAAGUGAAGGUGGUGGAUCUGAUGGACAGCGGGGACACGGCUCACCUAGCAAUGAUGAAGAGGCCUGAUCUGGGAGUGACCUUCACCAAACUCCACUGCUGGACGCUCACGCAUUACUCCAAAUGUGUGUUCAUGGAUGCAGACACUCUGGUGCUUUCCAAUAUAGACGAGCUGUUUGACAGGGAGGAGCUGUCGGCUGCUCCUGACCCUGGCUGGCCUGACUGCUUUAACUCUGGUGUGUUUGUGUUUCGUCCUUCUGUGGAGACCUAUGGAAAACUCCUUCAGUUUUGCACAGAACAUGGCAGUUUUGAUGGAGGGGACCAAGGUGUCUUGAAUGGCUUCUUCUGUGACUGGGCAACAGCUGACAUAUCGAAACAUCUUCCCUUUAUUUACAACCUGAGCAGCAUAGCCAUCUACACUUACCUUCCAGCAUUCAAACAUGGAGUUACACAUUUGACCCCAAGGCCAAGCAGGUUUCGGGCAGUGGGCAGGAGGCUGCCGCUCACCCCACCUUCCUCCUGGAUUGGUGGACUCUGUAUGCCAGCUCGGUGGUGCCGCUGCUGCAGGAGCAGUACGGAGACCAGCCCUUCUUCUCUGGAUGCCUUGAGUCCCCGCACAGUGACAUGGUCAGUAGUGAGAAUGUACAGGGUGAGAGCAGCUUCUCGCCGGCGCUCCCUCCCCAGCUGUCCUCGGAGGAGCGGAAGGAGCAAUGGGAGCAAGGUCAGGCUGACUACAUGGGAAUGGACUCCUUUGACAAUAUCAAGAGAAAGCUCGACACUUUCCUGAAAUGAAAGAGGUGGAGGGGAGGGGGCGACAUGGAAAUUCAAAAGCAACUGCAGUCAAACGUCAUGGUCACCACAGAUCUUCAGAGAAAACGCUAACGCUGAAAUCUUUAUUUCUGAUGUAGAGAUGACCCCAUCCACUCAAGACCAUCAGUUCUAGACAUGUUUGGAGGGGGGGGUUACAUUAACUACUUUAAACUGUUACAUAGUUUACCCAACUACACUGAAGAAAAUGAAGGUUUACACCAUAAAUGCACUUUUCCUCUUCUUCUGGGUACUUAAACCUCUCUGCAACUCGUGUUUUUGUUUUCCAUGUCUCUGCUCUUUUUGUAACAUUGCAAACAAGAGUUUAAGUCUGCUUGACAAAUGUGUAUACCUCUGUGCUUUUCUUACUUCUGAUUUGACAGUUCAUGCGUGACAAAUGCGUUUACAGCACUCCUAAAGAUGUGUAGUCAUUUUUACUGAAUGUGGUGCCUUAAAAAAACUCUGUUCUGCUGUCAUCUUAGAAGUUCUCAAGCGGCUACUUUUUUCUAGAACCAUUGAACUUUACAACAUUGUUAUGACCAGGUUGUUGACUGUACCAGAAUCUUUAAUGUGGAAGCAUUCAGAAGAGAAUAAAUGAAUUACAUUUUAAA